AUGUUUCACCCUAGUCGCGCUACUGUUGUGGUCCGCAUGUCCAACGAGCUAUCAUUGAACGACUUGGACGCUCAGUUGGCUGCCUUGGAAGGCUCAGAUGAUGGUGACAGUAGUAGUAGUAGUAGCAGCGAGGACGAGAAAUCUCCGGUGAAAGCGGUUCGGGAAGGAAAGAAAAGGAAACUAAAUGAUGAAGAGAAGGCUCAGGAAAAGUUGUCGAACAAAGUGUUGCGGAAAAAGAUGCGACAAGGCCUUUCGAAUUUGUGUUUUUCUUUUUUGACGGGAAAGUGCAAGUUCGAGGAGGGAGGCAAGUCUUGUCUGUUCAGCCACGUGAAGCCGGAAGAGAUGACUGCCGGUGAUAAGGCUGAGCUUAUCCGGGAGCUUCGGCAUCGAAAGAAGUUCGAUCCGGCCCUCGCUAAGGUUGCGCAGAAUCUCAACAUUCCCAUGUGCCGUAUGUACAAGAAGACUGGACAAUGCAAACAAGGGGAGAAGUGCAAAUUCUGGCACCUGAGGAACGAGCUGGAUGCGCGGUGGAAAGGAAUGGAAUAUUGGUGUCAGACCUGUUUCCUUGGUUUCACAUCGGAAGACCAGCUGAAGGAGCACAGGAAUGGCAAGACGCACAAGGCGAAUGCCUCGUGGCAGCAAUAGCAGCA
This is a messenger RNA of Perkinsus marinus ATCC 50983, 650 nucleotides long. RefSeq lists its product as hypothetical. The record is from RefSeq and is a predicted model, not a curated record. The transcript is spliced from 2 exons. Gene Ontology annotation, molecular function: metal ion binding. Lineage: Eukaryota; Perkinsozoa; Perkinsida; Perkinsidae. The coding region runs from base 1 to 645 and encodes 214 amino acids.